AUGGCCGACCCCCUCUACCAUCUGUUGGUCGCGCCCGAUAGUGCCGCCGCCACGGCCUACCUGAACCACCUACAAGCCCUCGACCUCGCAUCCCUCUGCGACACGGAGCCGCAGUCGCUGGCCCAGCAGCAGGCCUCGACCAACCGUAGCCUGCAAGCCCUCUCCAAGCGCUCGCACAAGUCCAUCAUCGCCUCGUCGCAGCGCCUGGCCGACCUCUCGACCGCCCUGCCCGACCUUCAACGCGCAACCGCCGCCCUGCACCAUGCCCUGCCGGAGCUGGAGACGGCCAGCGCCGCCUUCGAGCAGCGCUACAGCCGCUCCGCCGACAACGCCGUGCUCGACCGCCGGCGCAAGGCCAUGCUGGUCGCGCGCAACAUCGACCGCGUCGCCGACGUCCUCGAGCUGCCCACGCUGCUGUCGUCUGCCAUUGCCGCCGGCGCGCCCGCUCAGGGCUCCGCUGCUGCCAUGACGGCGACGACGUCCACCGCAAACUACACGGCCGCCCUCGACCUGCAGGCCCACAUCAAGCGCCUGCGCACCCUGUACCCGGCCGUCGGCCUCGUCGACGACAUCGCCAAGCAGGCCGACGCCGAGAUGAAAGCCAUGGCCACGAACCUAGUCGCCAGCCUGCAAGGCCCAGGCAUCAAGCUGGCAGGGGCCAUGCGCACCGUCGGGUGGCUACGGCGGGUGGCGCCCGAGCUGGACGAGGGGUGGAGCGGAGGCAGCGGGGGCGGAUACUCGCGCCGAGGCGGCGGGGGCGCCGGCGCGGGCAAAGGCGCUGCCGCCAACGCCGAGGGCGCCCUGGGCGCGCUGUUCCUCGUCUGCCGACUGGCGAACCUGCUCAGCACGCUCGAGGCACUAGAGCCGCUGCGCGAGCUCGCGGACCAAGAGAGCGCGAAGCGCGCGGCUGGCGGCGGCGGCGGCGCGGCCAGGACGCCUUGGGCGGGUGGGCAGCAGACGGAGCGCUACCUCAAACGGUACAUUGAGCUGUUCCGGGAGCAGAGCUUCGCCAUUGUGUCGAUGUACAAGAGCAUUUUCCCGUCGGCGCUGCCAGCGCCAGGGAGCUCGGAUGAGGGAGGCGCGGGAGCAGACGCUGGGGACGGCGCCGACGAGCCCGACAACUUGCAGCCGCUGCCCUCGGCGCUGGCGUCGUUCCCGCUGCACCUGGUAGAGUUGCUGGCUGAGACGCUGCGCGCGUACAUGCCGAAUGUGCGGGAGCGCGCGAGCCGCGACAGCCUGCUCACCCAGGUGCUGUACUGCGCGAACAGCUUGGGGCGGCUGGGCGGCGACUUUGGUAUGGUGCUCGCGCUGUUGGCGGAGGAGCUGCAGGAGGAAGGCGAGGGAGGGGAGGGAGAAGGAGAGGAUGAUGAGGAGGAAGAGUGGGUCGAGGUCAUGAAGAAACAUCGCGUUCAGGCAAGUAGGCUGGAGCUGUUGGCGAGUGGUGUGGGCGCUGGGAGGACGGCGCAGGCCGCGGGCUGA
Messenger RNA from Aplosporella prunicola CBS 121167, 1479 nucleotides. RefSeq lists its product as uncharacterized. The record is from RefSeq and is a predicted model, not a curated record. NCBI's taxonomy places the organism in Eukaryota, Fungi, Ascomycota, Dothideomycetes, Botryosphaeriales, Aplosporellaceae. Bases 1 to 1479 code for a protein of 492 amino acids. Gene Ontology annotation, biological process: cytoplasm to vacuole targeting by the Cvt pathway; intra-Golgi vesicle-mediated transport. Gene Ontology annotation, cellular component: COG complex. The transcript has a single exon.